Molecule: messenger RNA, 366 nt
Organism: Lotus japonicus
Lineage: Eukaryota; Viridiplantae; Streptophyta; Magnoliopsida; Fabales; Fabaceae
Exons: 1
Coding region: 1-366 (121 amino acids)
Molecular function (GO): RNA-DNA hybrid ribonuclease activity; nucleic acid binding
Source: RefSeq, a predicted model, not a curated record
AUGAGUUGGAAUGCAGUAAAAACUAGAAUCGGGUGUGGUGUGUGUGUUUUAGACGUUGCAGAUAGAUGGUUGUUAGGUGCAUCUGAAAGUUAUGGCACAGGCACGUCGUUUAUGGCAGAACUUCUCGCGGUGGAGCUCGGUUUACUGGUUUGUUGGGACCUUGGGUUACGCCAGGUAGCAUGCUAUACAGAUUUCUCUUAUGUUCGUGAUGUUCUCCAGGAGGAGGUGAGCAGUGAGCACUUCUGGGCUCGAGAUGUUAUUCAGCGUGUGCGCAGCUUGCUUCGUCGAGAUUGGAGGAUUAGUGUGCGUGUAAUUCCCCGUGAGAAGAACACUGCAGCGGAUUCACUGGCUCUUCAAGUUGCUUGA